GCCCUUGCGUUUCUCCCCCUAACUCAAGUUUGACCUACAGCCACCGGGAGAAGAUGGCCGUCCCAGCAGUGUCCGGGCUGUCCCGGCAGGUGCGAUGCUUUAGUAUGACUGUCGUCAGGCCGUUUUCCAAGCUCGUGCGGCCACCUGUUCAGGUAUAUGGUAUCGAAGGUCGCUAUGCCACUGCUCUUUAUUCUGCUGCAUCUAAACAGAAUAAACUGGAACAAGUAGAGAAAGAAUUGUUGAGAGUAUCACAAAUCUUGAAGGAACCCAAAAUGGCUGCUUCCAUUAUGAAUCCCUAUAUAAAGCGUUCCGUGAAAAUGAAAAACCUAAAUGACGUGAGCACAAAAGAGAGGUUCUCUCCUAUCACAUCCAACCUGAUCAAUUUGCUUGCUGAGAAUGGUCGCUUGGACAAUACCCCUGGAGUCAUUUCUGCCUUUUCGACCAUGAUGAGCGUCCACCGUGGAGAAGUACCGUGCACAGUGACCACUGCAUCUCCUUUAGAUGAAGCCACUCUUACUGAAUUAAAAACAGUCCUGAAGAGCUUCCUAAGUAAAGGCCAAGUCUUGAAAUUGGAAGUUAAGACUGACCCAUCAAUCAUGGGUGGAAUGAUUGUCCGUAUUGGAGAGAGAUACGCCGAUAUGUCUGCAAAAACCAAGAUUCAGAAGCUCAGCAGGGCCAUGCGGGAAGUUUUCUGAAAGUGUUGAUUUUGUCAGUGAAAAUUCCUAAACUUGGAGCAACAAUAAAAUGCUUCCUGAACAGAA
Messenger RNA from Neomonachus schauinslandi (Hawaiian monk seal), 761 nucleotides. RefSeq names its product ATP synthase peripheral stalk subunit OSCP (gene ATP5PO). Gene Ontology annotation, cellular component: membrane. Gene Ontology annotation, biological process: proton motive force-driven mitochondrial ATP synthesis. Gene Ontology annotation, molecular function: proton-transporting ATP synthase activity, rotational mechanism. The coding region runs from base 54 to 695 and encodes 213 amino acids. NCBI's taxonomy places the organism in Eukaryota, Metazoa, Chordata, Mammalia, Carnivora, Phocidae. The transcript is spliced from 7 exons. The record is from RefSeq and is a predicted model, not a curated record.